ACCGAUCAUUAAGUGUUUAAAUCCAUCGCGAGUUGGUUGUGUCGGGUUACCUCGGAGGGGUAACGCUAUUAAAAUAUCUACAAACAUUACCUUUAAUUGGACAGAAAUUUGUGCUUGUGUGUGUGUAUCUCGUUUUUUUUUAGUAUCCAACUGUCAGUGACGAUCUGCCGUUUUUUCGAAAGCUGAUGACUGUUAUCAUUCCUGUUUAGUGUGUGGUGAUAGUCAGUGAUUUCUGCGAUUUGAAAAUGACCGCCGAUUAGGACUGCGUACGCCGAUUUCGUUCGGACCGAUGGUGAUGGUGAUUAAAAAUGACAUCAGUGAGGUGAUAGCCGAAUCGCGGGCAAAUCGCGCAAAGAGCACAGACGCCACGUGCUCUAUAAUUGCGAAAUUGUUUAUGGAUCGUUAAUUAAUCUAUAAUUAUAUUUCUGUCCCGCUCCCGCUAAUUGCCGUCAAUCAUAUUUUGAUUUCGCAUUACCAAGUGGCGUUUUUAAUUCGGAUUUUCUUUGCUCUACAUAUUUUUUUAAAACUCUAAACUACUUUUAACUCCAUACAAAGCAAAAAAUCGGUUAUAAAUAAUUAGAAACACAAUAAGCACCAUAAAGAAAUUAUAAAAAUCCAAAAUAUUAUCUGUGAAUAGACAAGUGGUGAAUUUUUUAAAUUUGAAACAAUAUCUAGUGAUUUUUUUUUAAAUUGUGAUAGUGAUGCUGUGUUUCCACGUUUGAGGCCAAACAAGACCGCGCCACGAGCGGCCGGGUAGCGUUCGGAGCAGUCCAGAAAUCCCUCAAAAUUACACGAAUUCAGUCCCCAAACAGCAAACCCACCACGCUGAGUUUCUCAGAUCCCUUUGGGCCUCCUCAGUCCACGGACGGGGGGGGCCCGUCGACCCCGCAGCCCGCCAUGACCACCCAGGAGCUGGACCACCAACACCACCACCUGGGAGGUUCACAAACCCCCCACGAUAUAUCCAACUCCACGAAUUCCACCCCCACCAACGUUUCCUCGAAAUCCGCCUUCAUAGAGUUACAGCAACACGGUUACGGGCCUUUCAAAGGUGGUUACCAACAUCCCCACCAUUUCGGCAGCCCGGGGGGUCAGCAGAACCCCCACGAGGCGUCGGGGUUCCCGAGUCCUAGGUCCUUAGGUUAUCCUUUUCCUCCUAUGCACCAAAAUACGUACGGAUAUCAUAUAGGCUCCUACGCUCCUCAAUGUGCAAGUCCGCCCAAAGAUGAAAAAUGUGGUCUAUCCGACGACCCUGGGCUGCGGGUGAAUGGCAAGGGCAAGAAGAUGCGCAAGCCGCGCACCAUCUACUCCAGCUUGCAGCUGCAGCAGCUCAACAGGCGGUUCCAGAGGACACAGUAUCUAGCACUGCCGGAGCGAGCUGAGCUGGCUGCUAGCUUGGGCCUGACGCAGACGCAGGUGAAGAUCUGGUUCCAGAACAGACGCAGUAAAUACAAAAAGAUGAUGAAGGCCGCGCAAGUAGGCGCCGUACCGCCCGGCCUCGGCCUACCGCCGGGCAGUCCACCCAACAACAACCAACUUUUACAUGGUGGCGGCGGCAGUUCCAGCGGUUCCCAACAUUCGCCGUCGGGCUACGCGGGCGGGCCGGCGCAAGCCCACUCGCCCACGCCCAGCUCCACGCCCGUGUCCGAGCUGUCCCCGGGCCUGUCGCCCACGGCCACGCCGUGGGAUGUUAAGCAGCCCCCUCAGCCCUCAUGGGACGUGAAGGUUGGAUAUCCCACGGCCGGUCGGUCCCCUGAUGGCACCUCCUGUGAUGUGAAGCCUCCGCACCAGCAGUCGUGGGAUCCAAGGGUCGGAUACGGCGCGCCCCCCGGCCCUUGGGACAUGAAGGGCGCGCACGCUCACGCUCUACACCACCAGGGGGCGCCGCAGCCGCACCCCCCCUACGUGCCGCAGUACUCCUGGUACCAGGCUGAUGCCAACCCUGGCCUCUUGACUGAAAACGGCUUAGCGUUAUUUCACCGGAUGGGGCUCAGGAGUCAGUUCUUGGGAGCGAACGAACAAAAUAAUUAUGACAGCUGAAGAUUAUAUAACCCUAGAAUUUAUAAAUGUACAAAUGAUUACAACAAUUAGUAUUGUAGUCAGUUGUACUAAAAAGUUGUGACUGUUGCAAUUAUUAAUCAAAAAAACACACACCUGCCAACUUCUUGAACGUUUUUUAUAUAUACUAUUUUAAUUAAUAUAUACUUAAUGAUAUCAAACUGUAACUCUAUUGUAUUCGAUUGUUACAGUCACAAACAAUUUUUUUUUUAUUAUAUUUAAAGUUUUACCAAAUACAAUAAUGGCAUAUACAAUAUAAUGACUUUAUUAAAAUUAUUUACGGAAUGAGAAUAUUAUCUUCGUUACACUUAUAUAUAUUUCAUUAUAUAUUUCAUUCGUAAUCGUUAUUUUAAAAAUGGACGUACAAUUUUAUGUUGCCACAGAGAAAAUUUUAGUAAUUUUAAUCGAUCUUAUUUUAAAUAGCAUGUUUAGAACAUUGAUUCAGUUUAGCAGUAUUUUUAUUCAAAAUUUUAUCAUAAAUUCAAUAAAUAUUUAGUGUCAUGUUACUUAAGAGGUAACUCACUUAGUUUAUAUCCUGGAUAUUAACAUAUUACAUAUUUAUUCCAAUCGAUUUACUCUCUCCUCUAAAACUAUUAUACAGAUUCUUUUGAGAGUUCCACAUUUGAGACAUAGAAACACGCCUUAUUUUGGAUAGAGACGCAUGGUUUAGUAUUACAAAAAACAAUGUAGAUGAGUUUAUGAGUGUCGCUACUACUCUAUACAUAAAUUUAAAUUUGAAUAAUAUUUUGAAAUUACGUCCUUUCUGAAUUGGUCUGGCUAUGUGUCAAAAUCAUUAAUAACAGAAAAUUCUUUGUUAACAGGGUCUGGCCGGCCGUGUAACGACCAUCGGAACAAUCAAAAUGACACACACGCUAAAAAUAUAAUAAUUUGCAAGUAUAAUUCACUUAAAACUUAUAAAACACACAAAAUGGCGUACCUAAUUCCUAAACGAAAGGACGCCACAACCAAGAUUAUUGUUAAGAAUGUUAUUUAAUAGUUAUAAAAAAUAAUUGUACAUUUUUUGUAUUAACAAUAAACUAUAAAUAAAUAGAUGUAUAAUGUUUUUAAUGUAAUUGUAAAUUUUCAUGAGGAUAAGUAUUAAAAGAAAUAUACAAUUCAAAAGUUCCAGUGCCCAUGUUGGUCAGACUUAUUAAAAUUAUAUUUUUUUUGUCACAAAAUUGUAUAAUUUUUUGGUGUCAAAGUUGUGUAUGCCAUUACACCCAGUUUAGAAAUAGAUAAAUCAAAAAUGCGUAUGCAAUUUUGACUGAUGUAUAUAACAAUAUUACAUGUGAAAGGUGGUUGUAUCCUAUUUUAUUUUGUAUUUUUAAAUUCCCGUUAUUGUAAAUAGGUUAAAAAUUAAUGAAAUACUAUGCUGUAAAUUUCUGUAUUUGUGAAUAACUGUUUAAUUGUGCAAUAAAUUCAUGUAAUUUUAAUGAACCCUUCUUCAUAGGUGAAAAUUCUUCAUGAUAUAUAUACUUAUAUUAUAUAUUUGUGAAUUUAACCAGAAUUAAUGUAACGUACUGCAAGUAACGUGGCCACGGUAUAAAACGUGAGUUUUCUAAACCGCAGUAAAAUUUUAAAUAUUAACAAAACCCCUGGAGUAUUACGAUUAUUUCUAAGGCUAUUUCUAUUUCUUAUUUUUAUGUUUGUCAUUUUUAUAGCCGUCAAUAAAAUCAUAUGCGAUUAUUAUUACAGCAUUAAAAAUAAUCGUCAACCGAUACUUUUUUUUCAAAGUAACUUUGACAAAAAAAAACGUUUUUUUCUAGCAGCAAUUGUGUUCAACCCCAAUACCACAUAAUAUUUAAAUAUAAAAUAAGAAUACAAAACCUUUAAUGUUGUAGGUACUAGAAAGUAUUAAACAUUUUUUUUUUCAAAAUUACUUCGAAAAGCAAAGUUGGUAAAAUUUAAUUGUAAUCUUUUUUUAUUUUGCCCAUUUAACUAACAUUAAUUUAAUUGUGUUCUGUAUUAAUAAUAACCUCACCUGAAAUGAAGUUAUGGUGCUGAUUUAUAUAACAAUUUAACAAAGUUGUGUUUUAAUAAUAAAAACACAAUUUUUGUGUGUUAUUAUUUAACACAUGAAAUAAACCAGUGAUUUUACGAGUUCUUUGGAAUUAAUGAUGGCUGACAGUAUUCUAUCAUUUCUUUAUGAAAUUAUAUUUUUUUUAAACUAAGCUUUAAAACAUGAUUGUGUUUAUUUAUUUAAAUUUAAUCAAUAAAUCAAACGGGAACACAAACCAGUCUGUUGUGAUACAUAAUUUUAAGAUUAUUUUUUGUAGACAAAAUAUAAUUUGUUUUUUUCUUUGGUUAACUAUUAACAAAAUGUGUAUUUAUUACAUAAUGUUUGUGCAAAAAUUGUGUUCUGAAUGCAAAAUCUAUAUUAAGCUAUUUUUAUUUCUAAUGCAAACUGAAUUUAUAUUUUGUAAAUACUGUAGUUUAUUUUGAGAUAACACAUCACAUAAUAUAAAAAUAUAAUCAUUAAAAUAAAGUUUUUUUAAUACAAAAUAUUUGUGGAAAAAUUACAAUAUACUCGUAUUAUUAAAUUUAAAAUUCUAAAGGAAAAUUAAUGAUUUUUUUUGUCUAUUUUAUUGAAUAUUUAGUAACGCAUAAUAUAAUUGUUAUGUGUACAACCAAAUAGCAAAGUCAGUAUAAAAUUUCCAGAAUAAAGUAAUUAUUUGAAACAUUUAUCAUUUUUGGUUGUUUUCUAAUAAUUUGAAAAUGUAGUGUGUAAAUCUAGGAAAAUCUUGAUGCAUAAAUUGAAAAUCAUUUUCAGAUUAUUAUUAAAAUAUUCUUAUAAUUAUGUUGUACUCGAGAUAACUAAGGUGUUAUUCUAGUAAAUAUAAAGGUGUUUUAUUGCUUUUAAAUUGUCUCCAAAUAGACUACAGUAUAUAAAGAAAAGGUGUUACGGGGUGUUUUUUUGUAAAUAUGUUUUGUAAUAUAUAGAGAGUAUAAAAUAUACAUAUAAAUAUAGUUUAGAUAGUAUAAUUACUUUAUAACUACAAUGUAUUAUAAGGAAAAUGGAAAUGAGAAAAAAGUGAAUUAAUUUCUUUGUCAAAUAAAAAUUGAAAAAGAUUUUC
Bicyclus anynana (squinting bush brown) is the source of this 5132-nucleotide messenger RNA. RefSeq names its product homeotic protein distal-less (gene Dll). Gene Ontology annotation, molecular function: RNA polymerase II cis-regulatory region sequence-specific DNA binding; DNA-binding transcription factor activity, RNA polymerase II-specific. The transcript has 8 exons. The coding region runs from base 898 to 2040 and encodes 380 amino acids. The record is from RefSeq and is a predicted model, not a curated record. Gene Ontology annotation, biological process: regulation of transcription by RNA polymerase II. Lineage: Eukaryota; Metazoa; Arthropoda; Insecta; Lepidoptera; Nymphalidae.